GCACCCCCUAUUGUCAAACGUAGUUCAAAUUUUCAUUUAGGCAGGCGGAAGAAGCAUGUUGUAGUUGUUGUGUAGAAAUGGCGAUCGCCAGUCACAACAGAAGUGACGCGAUUUCUUUUGAAAUUUUAAUAGAACAAAAGCGUGUGUAAUGAGACGCUGUGACACUGAGGAGGGUAUGUUUGUUUUCAAGACUAAAGAUGGUGAAAGAAUCCAUCAAUUGGUGCAAAGCUAUGCACACCAACUAGCAUUUGAUUCCAGUAAAUGCUUAUCAGCUGAUGACAGUGACAAUGACAAUUGCCUUUUUCGUCCACUUCCUCCAGUUCCAAACGCUGUGACACUGGGGAGGGUAUGUUUGUUUUCAAGACUAAAGAUGGUGAAAGAAUCCAUCAAUUGGUGCAAAGCUAUGCACACCAACUAGCAUUUGAUUCCAGUAAAUGCUUAUCAGCUGAUGACAGUGACAAUGACAAUUGCAUUUUUCGUCCGCUUCCUCCAGUUCCAAAUAUAAGCUCUAUAUUGCCAGUUUAUCGGAGUGAAGAUGACGACGACCAAGGAGACUACGACAGUAACGACUAUGGUGGGUACUAUGAGCCUUCAAUACUUGACCAAGUCAAUCCAGACGACCUACUAAGCCCUGUUGAGAAGAUGAAAAAAUACUGCAUAAGUGAGAACAUCUUCACAAGACAAAUGGUGGCCAGAAAUGUCGUGGAAACGAUGCAAACGGUUACGACAGAAAAAGACUGCCAUACUGUUUUACAAAUAAUUCACCAUCUAUCUGAAGACAUAGAGCCGUCAGUCAGGACAGAACUAGUCGAGCAGCUGCCGUCUGUCUGCAUUGUCUUAUCUGAGUUACAGCUAAGCAUGGAUACGGUCCCCAAAUAUAUUUUGCCAAUCGUUGUUCGAUUUCUCACCGAUCAGCAUAACCAGGUCCGUAAGUCAAGCCAGGGCUCGCUAUUGCAGCUGAUGGAACACGACCUGAUCACAAGAGAUGACGUCGAAGAACAAGUUUGUCCGGUUCUGCUGCAGCUGACUGAGCCGGACAGUGGGGACGAUUUCAGAACGGAAGCAGUUACGCUGAUGACAAAGAUAACAACACUUGUUGGCGCUGACAUCACCGAAAGACUGUUCCUUGACCGCUUCGGGGAGCUAUGCUCUGAUCCUCUUUUUCACAUUCGGAAAGAAUGCGCAUCAAACUUUGGUGAUAUAUCCAAUGUUGUUGGGCAAGAGGUGACGGAACGUGCAUUGCUAAAGCUCUUCAGUCGGCUUUGCCAAGACGGAGUUUGGGGAGUGAGAAAGUCUUGCGCUGAAACUUUCAUGGUGGUGUCAGAGUCCUGCUCCACAGAAACAAGAUAUGAAAAGCUGGCCCCAUUGUUUGUAAAUCUUCUCUGCGAUAUGUCUAGAUGGGUGCAAAUGGCAGCAUACCAAGCCUUAGGCCAGUUCAUUUCAACAUUUGCUGACCCCGACAUCGCUGGGUUUCGAAUCACUGAGCAUGGACUUGAACCAUGUCCCAAAAAAAUCAAGAGAUCGAAAGAAACAAUCGAUCAUCAAUUCGAAUCUGCAGAGACUAGGAACCAGUCAAGCCCUGUAGAAGAGAUAACUCAAGAAAGAUCUACGACAGAAGAAUCUUCAGAGCCAACUGAAAAGAUAGAUGAUGAAUCGCCUAUAGAUUCGCAGGCGUCCGAGGAUCUUUCGGGGAAUCCAUCUUUAAAUUCGAAAUCUGCUGAGGAUCGCCUUGCCUCUGACAGUAAUCAAGAAAGCGAACUGUACAAUUCAUUUCUUUAUUGGAAAAGCCCAGUAGCCGAGAUUGUGUUCGAUUCUGAAUUCUUGUCAUUGGAUGAAACAAAUUCUUCUAAAGCACACGAGAUUAAACCAUCUUUACCCGAACUAAGGGUUACUGACGCAGACAAGCCAACUGGUGUUGUUAAUUUGUCAAAGCAACUUAGCGAGACGAUGUCCGAUUUUGAUAUUGAGGAGGAGGUAAGCCUGAACAGCUCAGAGACGCUUCAUGAGAGCGCGAUGCAAGAUCACCAAAGACUUUGUUCACAGACUGUGAUUCCGCCACCCCUUCUCGAGCAUUACAUCUCAAUGACGGAACCCACUAAAGCUCAGACCAUCGAUACGGAACUUGCUCGUCAUUGUGCUUUUACGUUCCCUGGAGCUGUGCUCGCUCUGGGAAAGGAAAACUGGCAGUGCCUGAAGGAUACCUACGAACUUCUUGCCUCCGAUAUGCAAUGGAAAGUUCGUCGAACAUUGGCCUUUUCGAUCCAUGACUUGGCCCUUGUGCUUGGAGAAGAAAUAACAGUCACAGACUUAAUACCGAUUUUCAAUGGAUUCUUAAAAGACCUUGACGAAGUAAGGAUUGGUGUUUUAAAGCAUCUAUACGACUUCAUAAAGCUCCUUCCAGGUGACCUGCAGAAGGAUUAUCUUCCCAACUUCGCUGAUUUUCUCAAUCCAGAUAACAAUCGAAAUUGGAGAUUCCGGCAAGAACUGGCGGAGCAACUCAUCAUGCUUAGCCAGCUAUACGAACCUCGUGAAGUAAUCGAAUCGAUAUUCCCAAUCGCGAUUGCUCUGUGUGGAGACAAAGUCGCCGAUGUUCGAUCCUCAGCAUCCCGCCUUCUAGCAACGAUCUUGAAGCAAAUUCGAAGUUCAGAGGAAGCCGACCAAGCUCACGUGAAGGCUUUUGUUAAUGACGUCAUCAAGAUGGGGAACCGAAAACAGUCGUGGGUGAAACGAAAAGUGUGUGCCCAGAUUUGUCAAGUUCUUCUGAACGAGAGCGCGGAGGACCCGGGGCUAUUUGCCACAGACUUUCUUCCAAGUACAAUAGAGCUGGCUAAAGACGUUGUGCCUAAUGUUCGCAUAGUCGCUGCCAAAACACUGAGCAAGUUCACCGAAACAGGUCUGCAAGAAUUCUUCCGUGUAAAGACUGAAGAUGAUGAACUGUACGAAGUGGUAAUGAAAGCACUUGAGACACUUCGUGGAGAUGAUGACCAGGAUGUUCGCUAUUUUGCGGGUGCAAAGUCGUUUGAAGAAGUCAGUUUAUUCAGCGAUGACGCAAUGAAGAAUGAUGGUCAGUCCUCGGAAGAGUAUGGCGACGAUAGCCGGCAAGAAGGAGCUGAGAGUGAAGAAAAAUGCGCCCUUGUCGGAAAUACGUCAGAGGAUCCUUUGUUAACGGCAUUCAGCUAUAAAGACGAUUGCCCGAACGACGAAGAUGAACCUGAUAUCGACUCGUGCAAUAUUAGCGACGAAAAACUCGAGAAUGAUUCAGAAUAUGUUCCAGAGGAGUCACAAACCACGCCUCACGUACAAGAUGAAAUCUCGAGCAACGAGGGCUCUUCAGAAGUAAUUGUAGAAGAGGUUCUAGAGAACCUUAUCGAGACGAUAAAAAUCAAUUAAUGAAUGGCGGAUUUAUCGAAAUGGCUAGGCCAAUCAGGUGUGAUGUUCACCCGCCCCUGGAUGUGUUGAUUCCUGCGAAUUAAAGUUCAAGUGAAAACUUUAUCCAACCGAAUACAAGAUAUUAUCUCAAUUAUUGCUGUCGUGAAAUUCGGGUCACUGAACGUCAGAACUUAAGUUUUUCGUCUACUCUUAUGGAUCAAUCAGAGUUCGAAGUAGAACUUCCGUGAGGCAUUACUUGCCAAUGUACAUACAAAUGGUUUAUGGCUGAAAAUUGGCCACAAACUGAACUUCUGACAUGCUCAGUUCGACGCAGAAUGGAAUGUCUGAUUCAGUGAUAUUUUAGUAUGACGUCACUUUUGUACCCAGGUUUCCUGUCUCUUUAUGAAGUAUAUGCCUAAAAUCAUAUCAACAUAGAAAUAACUUUAAUUGAACCUUAGGUGGUGUACAAUCUCUUUUGCCCUUGUAAAUCAACGUCAUUUGAUACCUUUCAGAGUUUACGCGAAAUUCAUGCCUUUAGUAAUGAAGUUCUAUUCAGAAAAGACUUGUUUUUUUAUGAAACGUCGCCAAUAGCUUUCAGUGUGACCAACUAACGAUGGUCUUUCAUUAGCGAACUUAAAGUUGCAGCUACACCUCUUUAAUAAGACUUACAGUUUGUUUAUGAAAUACAGUUUUCUGCACUAUUUGACUGCUUUAACCAUUUUUUUGUUAAACUGGCGCAAUCAAGAUUUUGAGACAUUUGUCAAACCUGUGUGAGAAAUACAUGUCACCUGCUCUGUGUUGCGAAGUAUUUGCCUUCUUCCACUCCCGGUAUUUUGUGAUGCAUUGGGCCUAGAGAGGUCAGAUUGAAUCGGAGCUGCAACUCCCGCGUCUUUAAAACCUUAUAAAGCUUUCAAAUCUUGUGCCACUGUUUGUUAAAGAUUUAUACUCAAAAAGGGGCAUAUUACCUACUGAUGUAUUUUAUUUUUUACCUUCACCAAGUACGUUCCCUCUCGACAGCAUCUGAUUGCAAAAACGAUUUUUGAAAAACAUUUAAGAAAUUCCGAUUUACCUGUAUAUUUUAUAGACCAAGAAAAUGCAUUUUCGUAAAAUAGGAACUGAAUCGCGUGUUAAUUGACUAUUUUGAAACGAAAAGAUGUUAUGAAUGCUCAGUUGAAAGUAUUUAUGUUGUCUCUCUUUC
This is a messenger RNA of Rhopilema esculentum, 4567 nucleotides long. The record is from RefSeq and is a predicted model, not a curated record. Lineage: Eukaryota; Metazoa; Cnidaria; Scyphozoa; Rhizostomeae; Rhizostomatidae.